Parastagonospora nodorum SN15 is the source of this 717-nucleotide messenger RNA. RefSeq lists its product as hypothetical. Gene Ontology annotation, molecular function: ATP binding; protein serine/threonine kinase activity. Lineage: Eukaryota; Fungi; Ascomycota; Dothideomycetes; Pleosporales; Phaeosphaeriaceae. The transcript has a single exon. Gene Ontology annotation, biological process: peptidyl-serine phosphorylation; peptidyl-threonine phosphorylation. The record is from RefSeq and is a predicted model, not a curated record. The coding region runs from base 1 to 717 and encodes 238 amino acids.
AUGGUCUUUCAGAUCGCAGAGACCGACCUCGACGGACUAUGGCUGCGAACCGACUCAUGCCAAGAGCUCAAAGCCGAUAUCCGUUGGUUCCUACGUGAGACGAAAGGUCUUGCCAGCGCCCUGUCCGACAUGCAUGACUUGAUAAUAUCUAAGUCGGCUCACCCCAUAACGGGAUUCCUCCACGGCGACAUCAAGCCCUCGAACAUCCUAGUCACGCAAGACAAGACGCUGGUAUGGAACGACUUCGAGCUCAGUGCUUGGAGUGGCGGAUCCCCACCCAGAAUAACGACUCGCACAUAUUCGGCACCAGAAACACAGCUCUGGGAAGAAGUGACUCAAGCUAGCGAUAUAUGGUCUUUUGGAUGCGUCAUACUGGAAUUUGUGCUGUGGCUCCUACGUGGCUCUGAAGGCUUGGAGAAGUUUGCGCAGGAGAGGAUCAUGGCCACGCCGGGGUCGACAUUGCCUUUCAAGGAUGAUCAGUUCUUUAUGCAGGACUAUUCAGAGAGCGAGGUUACAAGUGCAAAAGUACGAGCAACUGUGAAAGACUACGCACAUUCUCUACGAAGCGACAAGAGAUGUUGCCAAGUCCUUAAGGACACAUUGAAUCUCGUCAUGCAGUACAUGCUCGUAGUGCAGCAGGAAGAUCGGAAAUCAGCAGGUCAGAUAGCGGAAGCGUUUGAAGCGUUCGUUGCCAAGCAAGAGAAAACACUUCAUUAG